AUGCCCAAAGAUAAAGAACGCUCCAUCAACCCCGCACAAGCUCAACGCAAACUAGAAAAGCAAAAAGCGCUCAAAAAGGGCAAAGCCGAAGCCGUAGCCCGCCGCAACGAGAAGCUUGCGCGUCGUAACCCAGAGCGGAUACAGCGGCAGAUCAAUGAUUUGAAGGGCAUAGAAGAGUCGGGCCAGCCGCUGCGGCCGCGCGAGAAGCAGAUUCUAGAGGAGUUGGAGCGGGAUUUGAGGGCGGUGCAGAAGGCGCGAGAGGCGUUGGGAGAUAAAGCGCCGCAGUUUGCGAGAGCGCAUCAGCAAUCCGAUCAUGCAAAUAGACAAAAUGUACUAGGCAAGAGAAGGAGGGAAGAUGGUGGUGGUCGUCAGCAGCAUUGGAGACAUGAUCAGGAAAGUGAUGGCAGCGAUACAGACGAGAGUGUUCGUAAUAUCCCCAUGCCGAGAGAUACACCACCUCCAAUCCCCCACGAAUUCCGAAGGCGGGGUUUUCAUCCUACCACUGCUACUGCGGAAGGCGAACAAGGCCCUCGUCAGCCACAUGCAUUACCUGCGAAGCCGGAGGCAGCAGCAACUGCGCGAACAGUCUAUGAAUCUGCGCCUGUCAUUCGAGAUCUCAGGCAAGAAGCUGUAAGCAAAUUUGUGCCGGCCGCAGUCCGCAGACAGCAAGAUGCUAUAAGGGGACAGGGAAGAUUGGUUGAGCCGGAGGAAAUGGAUCGGUUAGAGAAGGCGGGUUAUGUACCGACGAGCACCAAAAAGGAAGAUACUCAUCAAACUGGAGAGGAGGAAGAUCCGGAGGAGAUAUUGAGAAGGAUUGAGGAAGAGACUAGAGCCCAAUCGUCGAAUAAGAAACAUACUGUAGAUGUUGAGGAGGUCACUGAUGAGGAUGAUAUGUGA
Molecule: messenger RNA, 897 nt
Organism: Talaromyces marneffei
Lineage: Eukaryota; Fungi; Ascomycota; Eurotiomycetes; Eurotiales; Trichocomaceae
Exons: 1
Coding region: 1-897 (298 amino acids)
Biological process (GO): RNA processing
Source: RefSeq, a predicted model, not a curated record